AGCAGCGGAGGAGAGGAGAGAGAGGCAAGGAGGACUAGGCGUUACGGUCGCUCCUUCACAAGCUGCAUGCGAGAUGCCAGGACUGCUGCAGAGAGAUUGCCGUUUCUUUCCUUUUUCUUUCUUUCAGCAGCUUUCCGUCACAUUGAACUCUUCCUCCUCUCGUCCGGCUCAGAGGUGCAUGAAUGAACGGCCAUACGUGGAGUCCAGGUGGCUGUGGUUCUGAGACCUCCGUUUGAAAAUCUUCUCAGCCUCUUGUGAGAUUGAGUAGCUACUUGAAGAAAGGAAAGAAAAAUAAAGGGAAGAGUCUUGCAUAAAAAGGAGCAAGAACGCCUUCAAACGAAAGAAUGGACCCAGUAGAGGAGAAAUAGUCUUCUUGCUAACUUCAGAAAGCCUCAUCACAGACUAAUAAAAAUUUGAAACGGCACAGCGCAGCAACAAAUCAGUAUUCUCCGGCAGAGCCUGCAAGAAAUGGCCAGGAGAGUUAACCCUUGAAAUGGCUCAACUGAUUCUUUGAACAGCCACAAUCUGCAAACAAAAGCUUGAGCUGAUGAAUUUUAAUGGGUCUGAAUCGUGAUAUAUGGAGAUCCUGAGCUUUAAAUGGCUUUGACACUCUGACAGCCUCAAAUUUUUUUGUAGCAGAUAAUGAAAACAUUCGCCCACUUCCAUUUACCUCACAGGAUUCCUUCCUAGCAUAUUAAACCGAGGAACUAGUUUGAGAUUCUCAGCUCGGAUGAUUAGUUCGGAAAGGCUCUUUCUGGUCCAAACAGGUUCAGAAAAGCUGACUAGUGUUUUUUGGUGUAUUUGAUUCAUUAACCACCGAAAUAAGCAUGGCUGCCGGAGUGGCAACAUGGCUACCGUUUGCCAGGGCAGCAGCCGUUGGCUGGCUUCCUCUGGCCAAGAAAACCAUGCCCAAACCACCCGUAGACAAAAAGAGUCGCAACGACGAGAUCCUCUUCGUAAAUGUGAGCGGGCUCCGCUUCCAGACAUGGAAAAACACACUAGAUCGCUAUCCCGACACUCUGCUGGGCAGUUCGGAAAAGGAGUUUUUCUACAACGAGGACACUCAGGAGUACUUCUUCGACCGGGACCCGGAGAUGUUUCGCCAUAUUUUGAACUUCUACCGCACCGGCAAACUUCACUACCCGAGGCAGGAGUGCAUUCAGGCCUUCGACGAGGAGCUGGCGUUUUACGGCAUCGUGCCGGAUAUUAUCGGCGACUGUUGUAUGGAAGAAUACAGGGAUCGCAAGAAAGAAAACCAGGAACGUUUGGCUGAGGACACGGAGGCGGAGAUGGCAACAGAUACUCCCUUGCCGCCGCAUAGCACGCCUCGGGAACGUUUGUGGCGCGCCUUCGAAAACCCCCACACAAGCACCAUGGCUCUGGUUUUCUACUACGUCACGGGUUUCUUCAUCGCCGUCUCCGUCAUAGCGAACGUUGUGGAAACCGUCCCAUGCCGACCCCCCAAAGGCAGCAAGAAAGACUUGCCGUGCGGCGAGAAGUACUCGCUGGCAUUCUUCUGCAUGGACACGGCCUGCGUGCUCAUCUUCACCUUCGAGUACCUCAUGAGGCUUUUCGCCGCGCCCAGCCGCUGCAAGUUCAUGCGCUCGGUUAUGAGCGUCAUCGACGUCGUCGCCAUCAUGCCCUACUACAUCGGCCUGGUCAUGCCCGAGAACGAGGACGUGAGCGGCGCGUUCGUCACGCUGAGGGUGUUCCGUGUCUUCCGGAUCUUCAAGUUCUCGCGUCACUCUCAGGGCCUGCGGAUCCUGGGUUAUACUCUGAAGAGCUGUGCUUCUGAAUUGGGCUUCCUCCUGUUUUCCCUCACCAUGGCCAUCAUCAUAUUUGCCACAGUCAUGUUCUACGCCGAGAAAGGCACCAAGGGAACCAACUUCACCAGCAUCCCAGCCUCCUUCUGGUACACCAUAGUCACCAUGACAACACUUGGGUAUGGAGACAUGGUUCCUAACACCAUCGCUGGAAAGAUCUUCGGCUCUAUCUGCUCUCUCAGUGGCGUGCUGGUUAUCGCCCUUCCUGUACCCGUCAUCGUGUCCAACUUCAGCCGAAUCUACCAUCAGAACCAGAGAGCUGACAAGAUGAGAGCCCAACAGAAAGUCCGACUUGCCAGGAUUCGCUUGGCCAAGAAGGGAACCACCAACGCCUUCCUACAAUACAAAGAAGAAGGAGGAUUUCAGGAUCGGGGCAGUGACAGCGCUCUGUGUCUGAAGAACAGAUCUUCCUUUGAGCACCAACACCAUCACCUGCUGCACUGUCUGGAAAAGACAACAAAUCAUGAGUUCACAGACGAGCUGACGUUCAGUGAGAUGUGUAUGACUGAGUCGGUGGGCUAUCGUACGAGCCGCAGCACUUCCAUCUCCAGCCAGCAGGGGGUGUCGACGUCCUGCUGCCCUCGCAGGGCUAAGAGAAGAGCCAUCCGCCUCGCCAACUCCACCGUAUCUGUCAGCCGGGGCAGCGUACAGGAGCUGGACACUCUGCAAGUGCACAAAACCUCUGCUGGACCCCAAAGCCGCUCCAGUCUGAACGCCCGGACAGAAGACCUGAAGCUAAACUGUGACGACAGGGAUUUCACAGCGGCUAUAAUCAGUAUACCCACCCCGCCCGCCAACACCCCCGACGAGAGUCUGCCGCCCUCUCCUGCCAUUCCCGGAAUCUUACGCAACUCUCGCUGUAGUUCCUUCACCCACGAGACAGUGAAGAUCUCCUCCUUAUAACCGCCACAAGCACACAAGCAUCCCCCUCUUGCACAACGGAAAGGAAGUGACGGGGGGCUUCUCCCAGAAAAGACCGCAAACGCCAGAGAAAAGACAAAGUGCAUCUCGCAAUGAAUCUGCUUCAUUCCAAAAUCGACAAUUCGACGUGGACUCGCAUGAGCUGACGAGUUUUUCGUGACCCCGGACAAUUUGGGGGGGGAAGACUGAACAAACUCAAUCGCAUUUUACGAUAAAUCAGCAGUUAAUAGUGGCACAGACGGCCUUUUACUUUUAAAGAUAUGCAAUGUUUCAACAAGCAGGAAUUAUGCCUAUACGUCUACUGCGUAAUACAGUUGCAGGUGAGAUUACAAAAGCUGGAAAUUAUCGUAAAGUACAUCGAUAUAUUGAACCCGUAGAUCUUUGCAGGGAAAAAUACAAUGGCUGAGAUAAAGGAGGUGGUGUAUAUGUAUCAAUAUUUGUAUCAUACCUCUUUAGAUCACAUGCAUCUUCAAAACCCCACCCCAAAAAAAAAAAAAAAAACGAGACGAGAUUUCAGACCCAAACAUGCAUGUUGUUGUAUAGUAGAUACCAUGGCAGAGAAUGGAGCCGCCAACAUGCUACUCUCACAUACUUUUGCAUGGUACUUCUUUUACCUCUGUUUCGUUUGUCCCGUUUUCUUUCUUGACAUUGAUGAAAAAAGACGAUAUUUACAGAGUAUUAAAGAUCAAACGUGCUGCACCAGAAGUGCACAUUAGAAAAAAGAACGAUAAACGUAAAAAAAACGAAACAAAAAAAAAACAUUCAGGCAUGUUCUUUGCAAAAAUCUGAGGUCGGACAAUGAGUGUGUGUGAGCGUGAGCGUGUGUGUGUGUGUGUGUGUGUGUGUUUGAGAGAUGGGUGACUGGGAAGGACUUGUGUUAUUUGAUCACAGAUAUGCAUGGAUACCGUUGUAGGUAUUUUUAUGUGUUUUCUCCCAUGGGAAAAUGAAAGGUUUCUAUAGCAUUUUAAAGCGAAUGGAGGGCGUUUACCACUGCCAUCGAGUUUUACUGCAGUAAUUAGAGUCACUUCAACUUAUUUUUCAUUUGGCUCGGUAAUUAAGUGUAACCUUUAAAACCUAGCUAGCUAUUUUUAUACAAUAGCUUAUGCAUCAAACACGGCUGUGUAUCGCUCCGGUGAACCAUUUCUCUAAUUUGUUUUGAAGCUCAUCUGUUAAUGUUUAUUUAAAAAUCAUAAGCAGCAAUGAGACAGGCAAUAAUAGUGUAAUUAUUUUUUACUACUGAACAGAACAGAAAGAUACAAUUAUAUAUGGAAAUUAGUACUAAAAAGGAGGAAUGCAAAUUUGCACUUGACUGUGAUGAAAAAUAUAUUUGUUACUCCGUUUACAAGCAUUGUUCCUAAGUUAUUUUUACGUUCGUUUUGGUUCUGUCUGUUACUCUCUCUCUCUAGCUUCAUAAAGCGGUGUGAAGUGGUAAAUUUAGUAAUUGGUCAGGCACCUGCUCAUUUUCGGCAGGGGGUGUUGGAUGAAACGGCUCCCGGUAGGAGAUUAAAGAGUUAGAUAUCAAAAGCACAGAGGUGUAAAGUUUAUUCCACAAAUAAAGU
Labeo rohita (rohu) is the source of this 4303-nucleotide messenger RNA. RefSeq names its product potassium voltage-gated channel, Shal-related subfamily, member 1 (gene kcnd1). The transcript is spliced from 7 exons. Gene Ontology annotation, biological process: protein homooligomerization; potassium ion transmembrane transport. Bases 828 to 2726 code for a protein of 632 amino acids. The record is from RefSeq and is a predicted model, not a curated record. Gene Ontology annotation, cellular component: voltage-gated potassium channel complex; membrane. NCBI's taxonomy places the organism in Eukaryota, Metazoa, Chordata, Actinopteri, Cypriniformes, Cyprinidae. Gene Ontology annotation, molecular function: A-type (transient outward) potassium channel activity; protein binding.